Molecule: messenger RNA, 2523 nt
Organism: Prorocentrum cordatum
Lineage: Eukaryota; Dinophyceae; Prorocentrales; Prorocentraceae
Source: the annotation of a GenBank genome assembly
AUGCUCGGCAUCCUGAGCGCGAAGAGGGAGGACCUCUUCCCAGCCCACGUCUGGAACAGGAGCUUUCAGAUUGGCAGUCAGGGCGGCCUUGGGGAGCCAGGCGAGCGCGCGCGCGGCAGUGAGUCGAGCGUCCAGUUGGAGCUGCGCAGGCUGGUCUCCAGCGGCAGACCCCUGGACCUGGACUGCCUGACCUCGUGGCCCCCGUGCCAGGACGAGGGCGACCCGACGUCGCUAGACGCUGAGCUCGACAGCUCGUACAGCCUGGGCCUGGGCGCGACCGGUGUGCGCCUCGCGCUGAGCGUCCCCCGCGGGCUUCGGGUAGCCGUGGGCUGCGAGUGCUCGGAUGAUGCUGCCGGUGCCAUCAUCGCCCUGGAGAGCCUGCAGAUGGCAGAGGGGUGGCUGCGCGUUUCCCCGCUCAACAUCACGGUGCCCGACGUGGCGAAAGGCCUCUGGGCAGCGCACAACAUCAGCAGCCCUGCAGCGGGGCAGUCGCUGUGCAUCCACGCGCCCCAGAGCGACGGCGGCCUUCUGAGCUUCAUCCUGGCUGGGGUUCCAGUCGUGGUGAGCCUGGCGCCCUCCGCGCCCAGCGGGGCGGGCGAGGGCGCAGGUGCCGCGCGGCGCGUGCUGCCGCAGGCAGGCGACGCUGCGUGGGGCACCGUUGGCAGCGCCAGGGCCGACGUUGCGGUGCACUCCAGGGCCGAGUCUAUCGACUUGGCGGUCGCAGUCAGGUACCCCAGCAUCGGGGUCGCGAACGUCAGCAUGAAGCCAGUGGCACUGAGUGUCGGCCCAUUCCAGUUGAGUGAAGAGCCAGACCCGAUGGAGCAUCACGGGCGCAACGCACUCUUGGAAUGCUACCGUGGGGGGCGCUCUUGUGAAGUGAUGAAGAUGUUGACGCCAGAAGUGCUCGCAACGGCCAGUUCCAGUCGUGUUGCGCACGGCCAGGAGAGCAGCUUCGGUCUGAGCGUUGUGGCGCCCGACGGAGGGGACUUGAUCGCCCACCUCUUCCGGGAUUGGUCGAGAGAAAAGCAGCAGGCAUACCGCUUGCAAGGUGCCAUCGCUGGAGAAGGACUCGUGGACGUGAGCUUCCUGUGGCCCCGCUUUUUGCUGCCGUCUGCGCUGCUCGGCGUCCGUCCCAGUAGACGUCUCGUCGGCGAGGACACAGCCGGGCUGGAACUCGCUUUCAAUCUCACCGAUCCAUGGGACGGUAGUGAAGUGCUGCACGGCACCACCACCACCGGCGGAGUGCUGAGGAACGUGUAUUUCACUGGCGUCAGCGCUUUCGUGGACCCGACUGGCGAGCGCCCGUCACAGGUCGCCGCAGAUGUGUACACUGGCUGGGCGGUCGACAUGGGUGGUGUAGACGUCCAGUUCACCAUCCCUACCAUCCGCUUCGAUUUCAGCAGCUCGUACGGCAAUAAGACCUCUCCGCAACUGGGGCACAUGCUCUUGCGGGAGUUCGAGCUAAACUCUUCGAAUCACGAGCUUACGGUAUCCCACGUCAUUGCCGUGGAGGACUUCGGGUCCGUCGUGGACUUCAGCUCGGGGGUGAGAUCGGGCGCGCCUGCCGAGCUGAAUGUCCGCUGUGGCCAGCCAGGGAACGGCUCGAGCCUCCUGGACGCGCUUCUGGGAAAAUUGGAGCUGGCGGUGUCUAUGCAGAUGCUGAUGUCAGCAGCGGACGACGAGUGGGCGACCGGGACGCAGCGCCGACUUUCAUCUCCGGACGAUGCCCCUUCCCUGCGCCUCCAGGUGCAGAGCUCCUCGGAGGAGCUGCGGGUGCUGGGCGACAUGCAGGUGCCCGCCAGUCUUCACGCCUUCGGCUUCCGUGUUGGCUUUGGGGAGGUGAGGCUGAACUUGUCGGCGCCCGGCGGCGGCGCCAUCGGCUCCCUCUUCGUGCCCGAGACAGAUCUCAGGCCCGGGCUCGGCGGCAACAUCCAAAUGGACAUGAGGAUGUCGCCCUCCGAUGUGCAGGUGCUCAGGUCGCAGGCGCUCGACCUGCUCCUCAGCGGCGAGCUCCACGGCACCCUACGCGCGGAGGGAUCCGUGAGCCCCCUGGGCCGCUGGGGCGCUCGCUGGGCAGGCCGCGCCGGCCUCGAGGUGCCCCUGCGCCUCGCGGCGGCGGGCCUCGCCGCGGCGGCGCGCCCGGGGGCCGGCGGCGAGCACGCCGUGCUGAGCCUGGCGGAGCUGCUCCGCGGGGCGGCCGCGGCGGGCCCUGCGCCGAGCCCGGCGCCCGCCGGCGCGGAGCCCGAGCAGGGCGGGUGCAGCCUCUCCUUCGGCGCGCCGUCUCUCCGCGGGCUCGAGGUCGUCGGCGGAGAGGAGCUCGGGCGCCCCGUCCGCCUGCCUUGCCUGCAGGCGUGCCCAGACGGCGCUGCCCCGGAGGGGCAGUUCGGCGUGCGCCUGGCGGUCGGGCUCGCGGCGAGGCUGCCGUGCCUCCUGCAGGUGCCCUACGUGCUGGAGAACUGCCGGCCCUCAGCGCCCAGGUCACUGGCCGCGCAGUCUCGGGUGCGGUGCCUCUGGCGCAGGUGA